GGGCAGGGGAGCGGGGCCGAAUCGGCGUGCACGCCUGAGUUCUGGAGGGCGAGGUUGGGGCAGCGUGCGCGCCGCCGAUAAGAACUUGCCCACACGCACGCGCUUCUUCGCGGUGUCUCGGGCAGCUUAGAGGCUGGCCCUAAGGCGGAGCUCCUGUGGGGCGGUACUAGGAAUCCCUUGUGAACUCGUGCGUGUGUCCUUUACGUCGCUGACACUGCUUAAUCAGGAAUCCCUCUCCCCAGCGUCCUACUCUAGAGCUAGGUUUGUGCUGGUAGAGUGUGAGAGGUGACGAACCCGUCCUGUUCCAGAUUAAAGGGAUGGUCAAUGAGCAUCUCGAAAAGGCAGCACCGGCCUCAUUUCUCUUUUAGAGGGGAGCUGCUAAACGCUUGGGAGAAGUGUUUGGAAGCUGUCUGUUGGUUCCCUUCCUCCACGCUCAGUCAGCAGCUCUCCUGCCUGUAUUCUGAUCAUCCCUCUGGACCCAGCCUCUCAUCCUAGGCUAGUAGGAAGACCAAGAAGAAGGAAGGUGGUGCUCUUCGUGCUCAGAGGGCCUCAUCCAAUGUCUUUUCCAACUUUGAACAGACACAGAUUCAGGAAUUUAAAGAAGCAUUCACACUCAUGGAUCAGAAUAGGGAUGGAUUUAUCGACAAGGAGGACUUGAAAGAUACCUACGCCUCCCUAGGCAAGACUAAUGUUAAAGAUGAUGAGCUGGAUUCUAUGCUGAAGGAGGCCUCAGGCCCCAUCAACUUCACAAUGUUCCUGAACCUGUUUGGAGAGAAGCUGAAUGGGACAGAUGCAGAGGAGACGAUACUGAAUGCCUUUAAGAUGCUGGACCCAGAUGCCAAAGGGAGCAUCAACAAGGAUUAUAUAAAGCGGCUGCUGAUGUCCCAGGCUGACAAGAUGACUGCAGAAGAGGUUGACCAAAUGUUCCAGUUUGCUUCCAUUGAUGCAGCUGGAAACCUGGACUAUAAAGCUUUGAGUUACGUCAUCACCCAUGGGGAGGAGAAAGAAGAAUAGCAAGACUUGGGCCUGGGAAUAAACA
Sarcophilus harrisii (Tasmanian devil) is the source of this 1039-nucleotide messenger RNA. It is a transcript of the gene MYL5, whose product is annotated as myosin light chain 5. NCBI's taxonomy places the organism in Eukaryota, Metazoa, Chordata, Mammalia, Dasyuromorphia, Dasyuridae. Gene Ontology annotation, molecular function: calcium ion binding. The coding region runs from base 616 to 1014 and encodes 132 amino acids. The record is from RefSeq and is a predicted model, not a curated record. The transcript is spliced from 8 exons. Gene Ontology annotation, cellular component: cytoplasm.